CCCGGAGGGGACGGCCCAGCCAGGCUGGGGUCCGCGCGAGGCCUCCCGAGAGGCGGCAAAGGGCGCUGGGAAGGCGCAAGCCCGCGCCGGCUCCCUGCGGAGGUCCGGGUCGGAGAGGGGCGCCCGGGAGGGGCGGGUCUACUGGCACGUGGAGGGGCCGGCCCGGGUUCGCGUUUCCGCGUGCCCAGGCAGGAGGGGCUGCAGACGCCUGAGCUCCGUAGGGGUUGGGGCUGGGGGCUGCGGAGCUGUCUACAUCGGACUCCUCCGGGUCAGCCCGUUAGGAGCCGCCUCCGCUCUGCCCCUCCGAAGGGACGAGCGGCCCAGACAGGCCUGGGAAGGCCCCUCUGCCCCGUCAGGGGUGAAAAGCAAAGCUGGAAGGAUUCGGAGAGGGUUGGGGCCGUCUUCCUCAUCCUUCCUUUUCUCGGGGCUCCCCUGGCGACAUCAUGGCAAAUUCCCAAACUGGACGGAUCCGGCUCGGGUUACGUCCAGCAGGGCCGAACCGGCCCAGGCCGGCCCCGGGGUCCUCAGUGCCGGCUGGAGGGGCUGGGCACCUCUGGGGCGGGGUUCUGCUCCACCUGCCCUCGGGGCGGACUGUGCCCUCGGCGGGCACGCGGACCGGCGGGGUAGGGCUAGGACCCGGCUUCUCUGGGCCAAGGAUCAAGGUCCCUGCCUGGAUUAGGUCCCCACGCAUUCCCGUCUUCGGAACCCGGCCUCUUAAGAGGGCGCAGUAGAGCCCCAGCGGAGCGCGAGAACCCGCUCUACAGCCUAUUUCUUCUCCGCCCUGGGCAGAGCCACCUGGACGUGAGACCCGCCCUCAAAGCCGAAGCCUCUCGGAAGCAAUCUUCCGGGACGGAAGUUAAGUAGCCCCGAGCGGGAGACUGUGGCGGAAGUGGUCGCGUUACCGCUUGUUUGUGCGCAUGCGCCACUUUUGUCUGGCCGCGGAGCUUUCAGGAGCUGCUCUUGGUUCUCUCCGGUCUUGUCCGCGCUAGGGGGUGCGCGUACUCCCAACUGUGGUCGCGCGCUCACCCCUUCUGCUGCUCUCGCGGCCCCCUCGCGAUGGCGGGCAUCCUGUUUGAGGAUAUUUUCGAUGUGAAGGAUAUUGACCCGGAGGGCAAGAAGUUUGACCGAGUGUCUCGACUGCAUUGUGAGAGUGAAUCUUUCAAGAUGGAUCUAAUCUUAGAUGUAAACAUUCAAAUUUACCCUGUAGACUUGGGUGACAAGUUCCGGUUGGUCAUAGCUAGUACCUUGUAUGAAGAUGGUACCCUGGAUGAUGGUGAAUACAACCCCACUGAUGAUAGGCCUUCCAGGGCUGACCAGUUUGAGUAUGUAAUGUAUGGAAAAGUGUACAGGAUUGAGGGAGACGAAACUUCUACUGAAGCAGCAACACGCCUCUCUGCCUACGUGUCCUAUGGGGGCCUGCUCAUGAGGCUGCAGGGGGAUGCCAAUAACCUGCAUGGAUUUGAGGUGGACUCCAGAGUUUAUCUCCUGAUGAAGAAGCUAGCCUUCUGAACCUCGCCUGAAGCCAGCCUCGCUGCCAAGUCACUCAGGUCAUGGGCAUUGUUCAAGCCUGAGUGGCAGCCGCUCUUGCCCCUCUUGAGGAGGGGCUGGCUCACUGUCCACUGUGGUGGCAUCUUUAACUGGCCUCCACUCAGUGGGAAACUGACUCGCCUGUGAAAGACACAGUGGGAGAGCUGAAAAUGAAUCAGAAGCUUUAUGUAUAUGAUUUUGAAAUUAAACUUUACUUUUUCAGACUGCCCCUCCCCUUUUUGUAAAAAGUCCAUUUACUGUAAAAUCGUUUUUUCCAA
Pongo pygmaeus (Bornean orangutan) is the source of this 1805-nucleotide messenger RNA. RefSeq names its product RNA polymerase II, I and III subunit H (gene POLR2H). Lineage: Eukaryota; Metazoa; Chordata; Mammalia; Primates; Hominidae. Gene Ontology annotation, cellular component: RNA polymerase I complex; RNA polymerase II, core complex; RNA polymerase III complex. Gene Ontology annotation, biological process: DNA-templated transcription. The transcript has 6 exons. The coding region runs from base 1057 to 1509 and encodes 150 amino acids. The record is from RefSeq and is a predicted model, not a curated record.